Theileria annulata is the source of this 2898-nucleotide messenger RNA. RefSeq lists its product as uncharacterized. Bases 1 to 2898 code for a protein of 965 amino acids. NCBI's taxonomy places the organism in Eukaryota, Apicomplexa, Aconoidasida, Piroplasmida, Theileriidae. The record is from RefSeq and is a predicted model, not a curated record. The transcript is spliced from 2 exons.
AUGAAAAAUACAUACACAUUUUUGUUAUAUUUGGGUAUUGGUUUAUUUGUGCUGAGUUCUAAUUGUUUUGAAUUAGAUAUUGGACAAAUAAGUAAAUAUCGUAAAGGAGGAAAUGAGAUAAAUGUGACAAGAGAUGAAAACAAUUUUUACAAACAUCAACCUUACGAACCUUUUUUGUUGAAGGAAUUAUACUAUGAUGAUGAAUUAAUAUAUUUUGAUCCUCUUCUAACUUCUGAUCAACUUUUGAUCUCUGCCUCUGUUCUUUGGGUAUCAAAUAAUCCAACAGUAAUUCACUUAAAUCUUGAAAAAUCAACAAUUAUGCUAUUGAAUGAAAACAAAUCAUCACUAAGUGUAGAAGCUAUAUUUUCAGGUGGAAACAUUUCUAACAUAAAUCAUAAAUUUCAUCCUGGUUCUGAUAAUGCUGUUGAUGUAGAUAUAAAACAAACUCAAAACUACACUAGUAAUUCGUUGAAUGUUUCUGUUAACCAACUUCAUUUAUCAGGAAAUGGUCUAGAAAACUUUGUAUUAAGGUAUUAUGACCUUGGUUCAUACAAAUUAAAUAACCUUAAGUAUGGAAAUGAUGUUCUGAAGACUGUAACUGAAACAUCCACUCAAACCAAAGAGGUCAUUCUAGAAGUUCCUAACAAGGAACAGGUAUAUGGAGUAUAUGUUUACAGUUAUAAUGACUUUCCUCUAAUGAUUGAGUUAGUGUAUACUUACAAUAAAAGGCUGUAUUAUGGUAAUUGUCCUGUAAGAAAGUGGCAUAAAUUACUUAUGGUACCUCUAAAUGAUCCAUCAUAUUAUGAAAAUCUACUUAACAAGCUUAAUUAUUACGCCUGCAGAAAUGGAUUCAAGAUUACUAUAGAUGCUGAUAAGAUAGCAGAAGAAGACCAGGGUUACUAUGAUAUUGAUAAUUAUUGCCUUGGACCUAAUGGAGUAGAACCUGUUCAAAAUAGAUUAGAUUUAAAGCUUAUAAAACAUGGUGAACAUUACUCAUGUAAUAUACAUAAACCUUUGAAUGAUAGAAAAUUCUUUACUGAUAAUUUAUAUUAUGAGAAUUCAAUUUUUGAACUGCAGAAUUUACCAAAAAAGAUAGAUUGUAUAAGAGUCUAUCGAUAUCGCGAUAAUAAACCAUGCUUAAUUACUAUUGUAAGCAAAAAUUCUUUGUUGUAUUAUAAACGUGAGGGUGAUAGUUGGAAAUACCUUAAUACUGAUGAGAAUCUUACAGAUAUAAAUAACGAAUUUAAUGAAAAAAUAAACAGACUUUUGUAUGAGUUUGAUCCUGAUGAAAAAUGUGAGGAGAAUCUAAUAGAUCAAAAAUGGAAGAAGGAACCCAAACUAAUCCUUAAUAAAGAAACUGUUAAAUUGUUACCUGACAAAGUUACGAUAAAAGUUCAAGGUGAUGAAACCUAUGAAAUGUCAACGUUGAAGUAUGACAAUAUUCAAUUGGAAUCAAAAAUAUUGAAAAGGUUUCAAUUUGAUAUAUAUAGUUAUAUGGAUGGUAAACAAAAAAGUUGUCUAAUUAUUAAUGGUGAUCUGGAAACUAAGAUAGUUGUGGAGACAAAACCAUUUCGUGCCUUGAUAGCCAUCUAUUAUGAUGGAAGACCUAUUAUUGAAUUCGAAAAGGAAGAUGUGUUAAUUCAUAAAGCAAUUUAUUUUUAUGAUAAGAACAAUCAUGAUAUGAAUGUUUACCUGUAUACCAACAGUUUGUAUGUUUACCAUUUCAGAAAUAAUUACUACAAGUAUGAUUAUAGAUGGGAACUAGUGUCCAAAGAACCUGUAACACUAGCAGAUUCCCAUAAAACAAACCAGAAUCUGAUAAAUUAUUUUGAUCAAGUUAAAAUACUUGAUACAACUGGAACUCAAAAGCCCAAAGAAAUUACCGUAACUAAUGAAGCAAUAGAUUUGAUGACCAAUGAAGAAGUAGCGAUACUGACACGUAAUUACUUUAAGGAGAAUAUUGAAACAAUAAAGAGAGAUCAAUCUAAGAAUAAUGACACAGAAAGAGAGAUUGAUGUAUCCAAAUUUCAAGAUUCUUCAACUACCAAAGAAUCUGGUUACUUCAAAAUAAUCAAAGAAAAUGAAAAGAAAAUUCUAGAAUUAACAGAUACAUUGAACCAUUUUGUAAAGCUCAUAGAAUACAGUAAGGAAGAUGAUGAAUUGAAUCUGUAUUUAUAUACCAACACACUCUAUGUAUUUAGGUUUCAAAAGAAACCAAAUGAUAAUGAAUGGAAGUUUAUAAUACUUCAACCUGUAAUGUGUCUUUAUAAGAAUGUUAGUGAACCUCUGAAACCUUACUUUACCAAAAUGAAUGAGAUUAAUAAAUUUGAUUACAAUGUUGAUAUAUAUGAGGAGGUUCUAAAUUUACUUCCCUUACGAGCUGAAAUAAUAACGAAUAAAAAUAGGAAAUAUGUUAUUAAUAGCAUUAAACAAACAUUACCAUUAUUAAAAGAAGAUAAAUUUAAAAAAAUAAUUUUCGAUGCUUAUUAUGAUUACAGUGACCAUUACUGGGAUUAUGAUCUACAAAAAUAUGUUAAAUCUAUGAAUUUAACAAGAGUAGGAUAUUAUGAUUCAGAGGCUGAAGUUGUUGGAGAUCAUGUAAUUAAUAAUAUUAAAUGGUAUUCAUAUAAUGUUUUAAAUGUUAGUCCUGAGGAUAUGUCAAAUUUCCUUAUAGUUGAAUAUUUUUAUAACGAUGAAAUAUACAAUAUAUACGCAUACUCCAACACACUGUAUGAAUAUCAUGCUACCAGACGUUAUGGAUAUGAUUAUUAUUAUAAAUGGAAAAUCUCAAAAGAACCAGUACAAAUAGUUAAAGAAACAUUGGCUGAAAAGGAUUUAAGAGACCUGAAAAGAUAUUAUAAAUUAACAAUAAACCUUAACGUAUUUGAUUUUGUCUAA